Microthlaspi erraticum is the source of this 1374-nucleotide messenger RNA. The record is from the annotation of a GenBank genome assembly. NCBI's taxonomy places the organism in Eukaryota, Viridiplantae, Streptophyta, Magnoliopsida, Brassicales, Brassicaceae.
AUGGCGCUAAACGUUAUAAAGAUAUCCCGAAUCCGCCCCGCGACGGACUCGUCCCGUGACUCGGUCGAGUCGCUAGUCAUACCACUCACGUUUUUCGACUUGCGGUGGGUACGAUCACAUCCCACACAGAAAGUCAUCUUCUACAAACUCUCAGGGCCAGAGUCAUCCCGAGAGUGUUUCCACGCCGUGAUUCUCCCGAAGCUCCAGCUCUCUCUUUCCCUCGUCCUCCGUCACUAUAUCCCUCUCGCCGGUCGACUCACUUGGUGGGCUCCAGAAGAUCCUAAGCCGCGCAUCGUCGUCUCCGAUGAAAGCACUGUCUCGCUGGUCGUGGCUGAGACGGACGCGGAUUUCUCCGGCGUUUCCGGCAAAGGGUUACGUCACCAGUCCGAGUUACGAGUCCUGGUUCCCGAGUUAUCCAUUUCCCGUGACUCGGCGACUCUGAUUUCUCUGCAGAUCACGUUGUUUCCUACCAAAGGAUUCUCCAUAGGAACAUCAGAACACCACGUCGUUCAAGACGCCACUGGAUCAUCAAUGUUCAUCAAAUCGUGGGCUCACAUCUGCAAAUCACAGGAAAUCGGAACCAUGACUCUACCGGAAGAAUUAUCUCCGGUUAUCGAUCGUACGAUCGUCGAAGUUCCGGCUAAUCUCGAAUCGAAGAUCUUAGAAUCCCAAUCGUAUUUUUCAGAUGAAAUAAAUGGGAAGCGAACCUUGAACAUGCCUCCGAUAGGAAAGAUUGGCUCCGAUUUCGUCCGAUUCACACUCCAGCUAACUCAGGAGCACAUCGUGAAGCUCAAGGAGCGAGUCAACAGUGAGUCAACUCGUCGCGAUCUUCACUUGUCAACGUUCGUCGUCGCCAACGCAUACAUGUGGAGCUGCAUGGUGAAGGCGCGUGGAGGCGACGCGGAAAGACCGGUGGUUUUCAUGUACGCAGCAGAUUUCCGAAACCGGUUGAACCGGUCGGUUCCCGAGAAUUACUUUGGAAACUGCGUCUUCCCAAUAGGUUGCUUCGGAUACGAAGCGAAGACAUUUUUGGGAGAAGAUGGAUUUGUCAAUGCCGUCGAGAUUCUCUCCGGUUCGGUCAAAAGUUUGGGUUCACGAGGGAUUGAAUCGCUUUGCGACAUGUACAUUGAUGGAAUGGAGAGUAUGAAAAUUGGUACUCAGGUCGAAUCGGUUUCUGGGUCGAACUGGAUUGGGAUAUACGAGUCAGAUUUCGGGUGGGGAAGACCGGUUAACAAUGAGAUGGUGUCCAUUGACCGGUAUACGGCUUUCACAAUGUCGAAGAGGAGGGAUGAGACCGGUGGUGUGGAGAUCGGUUUGUGUUUGACCAAAACUGAGAUGGAUAUUUUCAUUUCUUUAUUCAAAAAUGAUUUUUAA